AUUAGAGUUCUUUUAGCCCAUUGCAGCCAUGAAAUUCUUGAAAAUCUUUCUUCUUUUUUGCAUGGUUAGCUAUUUUCCAUGGCCAACUAUUCAGAGCCCUUUAGAUACUUAUAUAGUUCAAGUUGAAUCACAAGAAAGCCAAAUUUCCACUCAAUCUUUAUCAGAUCAGGAUCUUGAGAGCUGGUACCGAUCUUUUUUGCCAAAUACGAUAGCAAUCACACGCUCAAAUGACGAAGAAGGACCACGUUUAGUGUAUUCAUAUCGCAACGUGAUGAAAGGCUUUGCAGCAAGAUUAUCAGCAGAGCAUGUUAAAGAAAUGGAGAAGAAACCAGGCUUUGUAUCUGCAUGGCCUGAGAGGAUAAUGUCUUUACACACUACCCAUACUCCAAGUUUUCUUGGAUUGCAGCAGCAUAUGGGCUUAUGGAAAGAUUCAAACUAUGGAAAUGGUGUGAUCAUUGGAGUCUUGGACACUGGCAUUUCGCCUGACCAUCCUUCAUUUAGCGACGAAGGGAUGCUUCCUCCGCCUGCUAAGUGGAAGGGCAAGUGUGAAUCAAAUUUCACUACAAAGUGUAACAACAAGCUCAUUGGUGCGAGGUCCUACAUACAAGAAGAUCGCUCGCCAAUAGAUGAUGAUGGACAUGGCACCCACACAGCCAGCACUGCUGCUGGAGGUUUUGUGCAAGGUGCCAAUGUAUAUGGGAAUGCUAAAGGUACUGCAGUUGGGGUUGCCCCUCUUGCACACUUGGCUAUUUAUAAGGUUUGUGACUCUUCUGGUUGCGCUGACAGUGAAAUUUUAGCUGCCAUGGAUGCAGCUAUUGAUGAUGGUGUCGAUAUCCUGUCCCUUUCCCUUGGUGGAUUUAGUAGUCCCUUGCAUAGUGAUCCCAUUGCACUCGGUGCAUAUAGUGCGACAGAAAGAGGCAUUCUUGUAAGUUGUUCUGCCGGCAAUGAAGGUCCAUACAAUAGCUCUACUUCAAAUGAAGCCCCAUGGAUUCUGACAAGACAAAAUUGGCUUCAGGGCCUUUAUUCUUUAGAGAUGCUUGAUAAAGCUCAACCAAAUAUCUUGGUAUACGACAAAUAUUUUCUCAAUGCCUUUUUCCACCGCAACGAUAGCAUUCAGUUUCUGAACCAUUUGCUUUUGGCUCCUCAUCUUUCCCUUUCCACUUUUGGUGGUGGUGGUUAUACAAGGAUUGGAAAAGGACAAGCAGUAAAGGAUGCUGGAGGUGUUGGCAUGAUCAUCUACAAUGGGCUAGAAUAUGGUGUUACUACGUUAGCCGAUGCUCAUGUCCUUCCUGCCCUGGAUGUUACUUAUGCUGAUGGAAUGAAAAUUCUUGACUAUAUGAAUUCAACAGAGAAACCAGUAGCUAGAAUUACGUUUCAAGGAACGAUAAUCGGAGAUAGAAAUGCACCAAUGGUUGCUUCAUUUUCUUCUCGAGGACCAAGCAUGGCUAGUCCUGGAAUCUUGAAGCCUGACAUUAUUGGUCCUGGUGUUAACAUUCUUGCUGCAUGGCCUGCUUCUGUAGAGAACAACACAAACUCAAAAUCUACCUUCAAUAUUAUUUCUGGCACCUCCAUGUCUUGUCCUCACCUCAGUGGAGUUGCAGCAUUGCUAAAAAGCGCACACCCUACUUGGUCUCCUGCAGCUAUUAAAUCAGCAAUCAUGACAACUGCUGAUACAGUAAACCUCGCCAACAAUCCCAUCUUAGACGAAAGGCUCCUUCCUGCUAAUAUCUUUGCCGUUGGUUCAGGACAUGUCAAUCCAUCAAGAGCAAAUGAUCCGGGACUAAUUUAUGACACCCCAUUCGACGACUACUUACCUUAUUUGUGUGGUUUGAAUUACACAAAUCGACAGGUAGGAAACCUUCUACAACGCAAGAUCAAUUGCUCGGAAGUGAAAAGUAUUCCUGAAGCACAACUAAAUUAUCCGUCAUUUUCCAUCACACUGGGAACAAAUACUCACACAUAUACUAGAACAGUAACCAAUGUUGGCGAUGCUAAAUCAUCUUACAAUGUAGAGAUAGUUUCACCACGAGGAGUUUCCGUGAUGGUUAAGCCCUCUACUCUAACAUUCUCCGAGUUGAACCAGAAGUUGACAUACCAAGUGACCUUUUCCAAAACAGCCAAUAGCUCAAACAGUGAUGUAGUUGAAGGAUUCUUGAAAUGGACUAGUAAUAGGCACUCUGUACGAAGUCCAAUUGCAGUUGUGCUAGUCUAGUAAAACUGCAAGUUUGGAUGUCUAUUUGCUUUCUCUUUCUAAUAAUUUCAUCCUUUUACAAUAAGCAUGUGAUAAUAUGUUAUUAGAUUCUAUGAUUAGUCUAAUUC
This is a messenger RNA of Nicotiana tabacum (common tobacco), 2319 nucleotides long. The record is from RefSeq and is a predicted model, not a curated record. Lineage: Eukaryota; Viridiplantae; Streptophyta; Magnoliopsida; Solanales; Solanaceae.